Molecule: messenger RNA, 1018 nt
Organism: Ananas comosus (pineapple)
Lineage: Eukaryota; Viridiplantae; Streptophyta; Magnoliopsida; Poales; Bromeliaceae
Product: protein ODORANT1-like
Exons: 3
Coding region: 134-973 (279 amino acids)
Source: RefSeq, a predicted model, not a curated record
CCCUCUCUCUCUUUCUCUCUCUCUCUCUCUCUCUCUCUAGAUCUCUCUCUCUCUAGAUUUUGAGUUAAUUUGAGUGGAGGAGAGAGAAAGAAAGAGAUAUAUAUAUGUAGGAGGAAAGUAUAAAAGAGAAUUAAUGGGAAGGAGACCAUGUUGUGAGAAGGUGGGGUUGAAGAAGGGGCCAUGGACACUUGAAGAGGACAAGAAGUUGGUCCACUUCAUGCUCACACAUGCUCCCUCUUCUUGGAGAGCUGUUCCCAAGCUAGCAGGUUUGUUGAGGUGCGGAAAGAGCUGCAGGCUAAGAUGGACGAAUUAUCUGAGGCCAGAUAUAAAGAGGGGUUUGCUGUCUGACUCCGAAGAAAAGUUGGUUAUUGAUCUCCAUUCUCGUCUCGGGAACAGAUGGUCUAAAAUAACGUCUUACCUACCGGGUAGAACCGACAACGAGAUCAAGAACCACUGGAACACGCACAUCAAGAAAAAGCUGAGAAAAAUGGGGAUUGACCCCCUCACUCACAAGCCUAUAGUUCCUUCGAGUGGCGAAGGAGUGCACAACGAUCACCAACAGCAACCACCGGUUAGGGUUUCGGCAACUGACCGGAAGGACGAAAGCGGUGAUCAGCUCGAUCUCGCCGCGGAUGUCGGCGAACUCGUCGACGGCAAAGCAGCUCAUGAUUUUUGCACAGAUGAAGUGCCCAUGAUGGAACCCCAUGAGAUCAUCAUCCCUUGCGGUACUGCUUCUGCUGCCUCUUCCUGCAGUUACUCAACAUCUUCUAGCUCAGCAUCAGUGGCUUCCUCAAAUUCUAUAUUAGAAAAUAAUAAGGCUAAGGAGAUGAAACAGCAGCAGCAGCUUCAAUGCAUGGAGUGGGCAGAAUCAUCCAUGUCCUUCUGGGACAUGGACACUGACUUCACUGAUUGGAAUUUGAUGUUUAAUGAUGGAGAUGGAUUACUUGAUCUAGACACUUUAAUCUUGAAUUGAUGUUUUCUUUUUUUUAUAUAUAAUGCGCCAAAGUUCUAAGUAAAA